AGUUAGACUCUUAGAGGAGGAAAAUAUAUAUAUAUAUACACAUAGAAGAAAAUUAAGUGCAGGUGGAGUUGGUAAUGGCAAUGGUAAAGAGUGAAGAAAAUCUGAGGAGGCCUCAUGGAGUGAGAAUGGCAGACGGCGCGCCCGAUCAGGCGAGGCGCAUCAAGCGCAGGAGAAGAGAGACAGCUGCAGUUACUGAUGCUCGAGCGAAGGAAGUUAAUCAGGAAGUGGACGCAGCAGCAGCAGCAGCGCCAACGACUGUGAAAAGAAGUUCAAGGUUCCGUGGGGUGAGCCGCCAUCGAUGGACAGGAAGGUACGAGGCACACUUAUGGGACAAACUGUCUUGGAAUGUUACUCAGAAGAAGAAGGGAAAACAAGGUAUUGUUUUUACAUCGUUUAUCUAUAUGUCUUUACAUUAUUUGUUUGAUGACUAACAUAAGCUUCGACACUUCUGGUGGAUCAAUCGCGGCAUCUGCUCUGGAUCACAUCACAUCCCAUCCCCAGUUUAUCUUGGGGCUUAUGACGAUGAAGAAGCUGCGGCAAGAGCAUAUGACUUAGCAGCACUCAAGUAUUGGGGAACAUCAACAUUCACAAACUUCCCUAUCACUGAUUACCAGAUGGAAAUCGAGAUUAUGAAGACUGUCACCAAAGAAGAGUACCUUGCCUCUCUUAGAAGAAGAAGCAGUGGCUUCUCUAGAGGCGUAUCCAAGUACAGAGGUGUCGCAAGACACCAUCACAACGGAAGAUGGGAAGCAAGGAUAGGGCGGGUAUUCGGAAACAAGUACCUCUACCUCGGCACUUACAGUACGCAAGAGGAGGCAGCACGCGCCUACGACAUUGCAGCGAUCGAAUACCGCGGAAUAAACGCCGUCACGAAUUUCGACCUAAGCACAUACAUCAGAUGGUUGAAGCCAGGAAGCAACUACAUUCCAAGCCCUGCUCAAGAAGUUAAGACAAACAUGGAGUUUCCGGCUCUGUCCUCUGUCCCAUUCCUGACCGGAGAUCCCGGCCCUGUCUCGCCCUUGCCCUCUCCGUGUCUGAAGAGAAAAGCCUUGAGCAUGGACCAUCUGCAAGAAACAAUAUUUGCUCCGGCUACGCCAUCUCUAUGCAGCAAAUCCUCUCCAACGGCUCUCGGCAUACUCUUCCGGUCUCCAGUGUUUCGGGAACUUGUGGAAAAGAACGCAAUGUCCGAAGAAGAAUUCCGAGGAAACUCCGAAUCCGACAACAUGGUUGCUCAGAUCGCCGGCGACAAUGGAUCAUGUGUUGGGAUGUUCUGUGAUGAUCUACCAUUUGUAGUAUCUGACGACAAUGGACACGUCCCUCUGGAAUAUGCAGCUUGUCCGGACACUAUAGGGAUGCCUCCAAUCUACUAAUCAACACGAUUUUAACUACAUGAAUAUAUAUUGUCAUAUAUAUAUAUAUUUGAUUUCAGGUCAUAUAUAUAUUCAAGCAGCCACUGAAUGAAUGAAUAAUAAUAACAAUGCCUGUACUGUAAAUUGAUCGCGUGACAUGAUA
Messenger RNA from Andrographis paniculata, 1512 nucleotides. RefSeq names its product AP2-like ethylene-responsive transcription factor SMOS1. The transcript is spliced from 6 exons. Lineage: Eukaryota; Viridiplantae; Streptophyta; Magnoliopsida; Lamiales; Acanthaceae. The coding region runs from base 615 to 1370 and encodes 251 amino acids. Gene Ontology annotation, biological process: regulation of DNA-templated transcription. Gene Ontology annotation, molecular function: DNA binding; DNA-binding transcription factor activity. The record is from RefSeq and is a predicted model, not a curated record.